UAAUCUUACCAGUCCCUGCUCUGAGUUUAAACUCACAGGAAAUUACGUCACUAGAAAACAACACACUGCAGGAAAAUCGGCAAGUAGUCACUACCACUACACAUGAUACCAGCAUCCAAAUUCUGAGGAGCGAUUAACGUUACCUCUGCAAUUGACCAAAGUUAACAACAAAAGCCAACGAUAGAAUGCAAAUAUGGAAACUGCAGCUAAAGGUAAAGCAAAGCGAAGACAUCUAAGUGCAUCUGAGUGCGUGGGUUUGGGUCAAAGCACAGAGGGGACUCAUCCCCUCACUGAACCCCAGAUGGUCCCACGAAGCAGCAAAGACCCCAACCGUGGACUGUACCCUAGGACUCCCACCAAGAGAAAAAGACGCGCCUCAAAUGGUGGUGUUGACAACCAGAAAGACAUCACCCAGUUUUACCCCAUUACUGGUGUCAUGAGGGUCAGCCCCCAGAAGGCAGUCACCCAGGACAGGCGUGAGGAAGGGGCAGGGGCCAAGGCAACGCCGACCCCUGUGGAGGUCAAGCAGGAGGUGAACGUGGAGGAGGACUCGACCCCUGUCAAGCUCAAGAAGGCAAUCGAGCAAGAAGUGGUGGACGAGGAUAUUGACUACAUGGAGGGCAUCACCGAGGACAUGUUUGGAGAUGAUGACGAUUUUGAGCGCGAGGGUCUCACCCCCUCCAAGACGAACUCUCUAAGUUUGAACCGAGGGGCUGGAUGUAGCAGUUGGGAGCAUCAGCCGUUUCUUACAUCCCCCUCCCUAGCCACUACAGGCCACCGCUCAGCCUCCCGGAGGCUCCAACUGACGGCUGAGCAGGACGAGACCUCCGAGGGGGACCCUGCUGAGCCGCUGCCGGACUCCUGUUUCGGGCUGCUAGGGGUGCGGGAGGGCCUUCAGGUGCCCCAGGGGCAACUCCAGCACCUGCCCGAGGAGGUGCUGAGGCAGGUCUUCGGCCUGCUGCCAGCUGUCGACCUCUACGGCAGCAUCCAGUGCGUCUGCAGGUCGUGGAGGGACAUCGUCGCCGACCCAAAGUUUGUUCCAUGGAAGAAGCUGUACUUCCGCUAUCAGCGGCGGGAGCCGGCGGCAGUCAAGGAGCUGAACGCCAUCUUGAGUGAAAACCACCUCUUCAAAGACGAGCUCAGCCUCGUUAACAUGUUCAGGUACAUGACUGGCUACAAGCACAGCACACGCGUGAACCUGGAGUGUGUGUUGCGGAGCGUAAGCACACACCGUCUCUACCCACAAGCGCUCGCCUGCAUCACACACCUCAAGAAAGCUCAGCCGCCCUCCAAACUGGAGUGUGUCAUGAGUGCGAUCCCAAGCAUCACUGGUGGGGCGAGUCCGUGGUGUGUGAUGGCUGUGAUGCUGCUGCUGGCAGACGGCGUUGGGGACGUCUUGCAGCUGGUGCGUCUGCUGCAGCGCACCGACUGCCUGCUGACACCAGAGGGCGCCAGUGAGUACCUGUGGGCCGUUGCCACCCUGCUGAUCGCCAUGAAGGACAAGGGGGAGUACACCUGUGGCAGAUUGCACUAUAAUAUCUACUACGUGCUGCAGAUGUUGGAGAACAUUCCAAUCCCUCUGAACUCCAAGAACUCACCAGGGGUAUCGAAUAUGCGGGUGACCCACGAGCAGCAGCUUAUCAUCAACCAUGACAUCCAGUCCAACCAUGUGGUCAAAAUCAUGGCCUUCGCAGGCACUGGAAAGACAACUACUCUUGUGGAGUAUGCUCGCUCGCGGCCUCACCUGCAGUUCCUCUACGUGGCCUUCAACAAGUCUGUGCAGACGCAUGCUCAGCGCUGCUUCCCCCCCAACGUCCACUGCAAGACCAUCCACUCCAUGGCCUUCAGGGCAGUGGGAACAAGGUACCAGCAGCUGAAUAAGCUCUCUGGUGCCAUCAGGCCGUUCUCAGUGGCCUGGGUCCUGCCCAAGGGCUGGGGCGGCUUCGUCUACGCUAAGGUGGUGAGCCAGACCAUCAACAAGUUUUGCGCCUCGCGGGACGAGCGUGUCAUGAGCCACCACGUGCCCUCCGAGUACAAGAACCAGCGCGGCCUCGUGGAGCGCCCUGACGCCCAGAAGAGAGAAAAGUUUGUGAGCUUGGCGCAGGACAUCUGGACGAAGAUGACCGAACUGAGACCCACCAGAGAGAUGGCACAUCACAUAACCCAUGACGGUUACUUGAAGCUGUGGCAGCUGCAGAAGCCUGUUCUGGAUGGGUACGAUGUCAUUUUCAUUGACGAGGCCCAAGACUGUACUCCAGCCAUCAUGGACAUUGUUCUGUCCCAGUCGUGUGGGAAGAUGUUAGUGGGUGACCCUCACCAGCAGAUCUACACGUUCAGAGGAGCCGUCAACGCUCUCCACACGGUCCCACACACACACGUCUACUACCUCACACAGAGUUUCAGGUUUGGACCUGAGAUUGCUUUUGUCGGAGCCUCCAUACUUAGCGUGUGCAAAGGAGUGAAGAAGACCCUGGUGGGAACACUUGAGAAAGGGAAUGUGUGUGGCACUGGUGAGGCCGAGGGUAAAGUGGCCAUCCUUUCCCGCUGUAAUGAGUCCGUCUUCAGUGAAGCCGUGAAGCUCAUGGAUGCCAACCCACUGUGCAAGAUCCACUUCAUAGGGGGGGUUGAUAACUUUGGUCUCAAGAAGAUUCUGGAUAUCUGGGUGCUGAUGCAGCCAACUGAGAAGCGCAAGAAAGAGAAUCUGUUCAUCCAGGAUGCGUUUAUCCGCGGCUUCUCCAAGGAGCACCUGGGGGGUUACGGGGGGCUGAGGCGCUACGCCACACACACCGAGGACCGCGAGCUGGAGGGCAAGCUCAACGUGGUGGAGCGCUACCACACCCGCAUGCCCGACCUCAUCAAGCGCAUCUACAGCUGCUCAGAGAGCACGCCCGACCACGCAGAUUAUAUUGUGGGGACCGUACACAAGGCCAAAGGACUGGAGUUUGAGUCUGUGAUGGUGACUGACGACUUCGCAAAGAUACAGAACGCAAGACCCGAACCUAGGAUGUUCCUAGGAGCUGGCUGUGAUGAGUGGAACCUGAUGUAUGUGGCAGUAACUCGGGCCAAGAAGAACUUGACCAUCUCCCCUACCAUCUGCAACAUCCUCACCAUGGUUGGGGAGUGCUUCCUGAGGUCAGAGUUGACCAGUGUGCUUCAGCAGCAAAGUCCCUCCCUCUCAUGCUGCAUCAGAAACUGCCCAAACCUGCUCAACCCACAGUGUCCCCUCGCCAUGCGAAAACUGCCUGUCAAAUACCUGAGCUACGCGGUCAUGCAGGGGCCGGUGUGUGUCCAGUGUGUGCAGAAGCGCUUGGGCCCCAUGGCCUUUCUGCUGGAGCAUCAGGAACGUCUGUGGCAGCUGGAGAGCAGCGCAGCUGAGGAGGAGCAGCAGCUAGUGCCCGUUAACGUGGACAUGCUAGUGGCCCUCCUCUAGACACACUCACACACACACACUCACACACGCUGUUAUACACUCACACACACACACACAGAAAUACAUACACACACACACACACACACACACACACACACACACACACAGAAAUACACACACACACAU
Messenger RNA from Alosa alosa (allis shad), 3556 nucleotides. RefSeq names its product F-box DNA helicase 1 (gene fbh1). Bases 194 to 3430 code for a protein of 1078 amino acids. Gene Ontology annotation, molecular function: protein binding; ATP binding; DNA binding. Gene Ontology annotation, biological process: replication fork processing; double-strand break repair via homologous recombination. The transcript has 21 exons. The record is from RefSeq and is a predicted model, not a curated record. Lineage: Eukaryota; Metazoa; Chordata; Actinopteri; Clupeiformes; Clupeidae. Gene Ontology annotation, cellular component: nucleus.